AUGGAGUUCACGUCUUCGGCCGACCUUAAGGAAGUUGCAAGAGAACUUGCUAAACAUUUGGAUGUUUCUGAGACAGGUAGCCAAAUUGUGAAAGAGAUAAAUUCAAACAUCGCAAUUGCAUCGAGUCAAAUGGAAGAUAUGAAAGUCUCUCUUGAACAGAUCAGAUCCGAAUCCGCAAAACAAUCGGAAUCUGCUAAAGAGCUUUUCGAAGCAGCACAUCAUCUAGAUGCCUUAUAUAAUAAGAUUGAUAAUCUCGAAGCAUUCAUGAAUGUAGUAAAGAAAACGGUGAACGAUGUAACAGAUCGUGUCGAUGAAGCCGAACGAUUCCUAACGAGUCCCAUUAAUCGUGUCUGGGAGUCUCUGAAAUUGAAUACAGCUAGAAGCGUAGAACCUUCCGAAAUUGAUUUGCCUCCAAUGAAGCCUUUAGAAAUAUACAAUACAGCCGAUUAUUUCCUGGAAGAGAAUAAAUAG
Molecule: messenger RNA, 471 nt
Organism: Paraglomus occultum
Lineage: Eukaryota; Fungi; Glomeromycota; Glomeromycetes; Paraglomerales; Paraglomeraceae
Source: the annotation of a GenBank genome assembly